This is a messenger RNA of Triplophysa rosa, 4842 nucleotides long. RefSeq names its product FHF complex subunit HOOK interacting protein 2 (gene fhip2a). Lineage: Eukaryota; Metazoa; Chordata; Actinopteri; Cypriniformes; Nemacheilidae. The transcript is spliced from 17 exons. Bases 287 to 2539 code for a protein of 750 amino acids. The record is from RefSeq and is a predicted model, not a curated record.
GCCACCGUGGCCUUAAAAAGACAAACCUACAUCCAUCCCACAGUGAAACAGAACUUGUUUUAUGUGUGCAUACAUUACACUGUGUGUUGCACCUUAAAUCCACACGAUCGCUGUGUGUGUGGGUAUAUAUAUAUAUAUAUAUAUAUAUAUAUAUUCAAGAGGUUUUUUUAUCUGGAUCAGUAUCCGAUAAGUGUUCAAUCUGGAUCACCGCAGCAGUAACAGCAGGCGCACCAGAGGGAAGCGCGAGGAGACCUCCAGAAGAAAACUCCUUCUGCCCAAAACCAGCAUGUUCUCAAAAUUCACAUCUAUCCUACAGCAUGCAGUCGAAGCGCUUGCACCAUCACUGCCCUUGCAAGAGGACUUUGUCUAUCAUUGGAAGGCCAUCACACAUUACUACAUAGAGACUUCAGAUGACAAAGCCCCAGUGACGGAUACCAACAUUCCCUCCCACCUGGAGCAGAUGCUGGAUAUUCUGACUCAGGAGGAGAGGGAGAGAGAGUCAGGCGAAACGGGACCUUGUAUGGAGUAUCUUCUUCACCACAAGAUCCUGGAGACGCUCUUCACCUUGGGCAAAGCAGAUUGCCCACCUGGAAUGAAACAGCAGGUUCUGACUUUCUACACCAAGUUGCUGGGCCGAAUUCGCCAACCUCUCCUGCCUCACAUAAAUGUGCACAGACCUGUACAGAAAAUGGUUCGCCUGUGUGGGGAAGUUCUGGCUGCUCCUACAGAGAAUGAAGAGAUCCAGUUUCUGUGUACAGUCUGUGCCAAACUUAAACAGGACCCCUACCUUGUCAACUUCUUCCUGGAAAAUAAGAAUAAAAAGUCGGAGUCUGCUAAAGACGGUCGAGGUGAGGUGGUGAGAAAGGAUCCGUCUUCUCCAGACACUGGACAGAAUCAGAACCAAAAUCUCAGAUCGGCGCAGGAAAACGCAGCGUGUAAAGCCACCAGCCCAUCAGCCGAGUCUAGUCUGUCCUCCGUGCACGCUACACUGGCAAACAGUGAUAACUAUAAUCUAGUCGGCUCUCUACUCAACCUCACCAAGAGUCCGGAUGGUCGUAUCGUGGUGAAGGCGUGCGAGGGCCUGAUGCUCAUAGUCAGUUUACCUGAACCAGCUGCAGCCAAAUGCCUGACAGAAAACACAGAGCUCAUUCAACUCCUCACAGACCGACUGGCACAGUUCUACCGGGCCCUUCCUCAGUCCAUGGACCCCCUUGACAUUGAAACCGUGGAGUCUGUAAACUGGGGGUUGGAUGUGUACAAUCUAAAGGAAGAUGCUGCUGCUUUUGCUGGAAAACGUGCGCUCAUCUCCUUCCUGUCGUGGCUGGACUACUGUGAUCAGCUUAUCAAAGAGGCUCACAAGACGGCUGCCACAGUUCUGGCGCGGGCCGUGAGGGAACGGUUCUUUGUUGCUGUAAUGGAGCCUCAGCUAAUGCAAACGUCAGAGGUCGGCAUUCUGACCUCCACAGCUCUGUUAAACCGGAUCAUCAGACAGGUGACAUCAGAGAUGUUGUUGCAGGAGACUGUGUACUUUCUGUUGGGAGAGGAGACCGGCCCAGAGACGCUUGCAGGCAUUACCAAACAUCCCCUGAGAUACAGACUUAUAGAACACUGUGACCACCUGUCAGAUGAGAUCAGCAUCAUGACGCUAAGGCUGUUCGAGCAUCUGCUGCAGAAACCGUGCCAGCACAUUCUGCACAACCUGGUGCUGCGCUGCUUAGAGGAGCGCAACUACAUGGAGAACAAACAGCCGGAGGAACGAGAAGAGCGAGAGCACAUGGAGAACGGCCAGCCGCACGACGCCGUAGACCUGGAAGAAGACCCGCUGUUCUCAGACCUGUCCCCUGAUAACAGGCUCUCCAGCCCUGGUUGGUUGAGCUGCUCACCGCCACAGAGCACAGAACACACGAAGUCUGAUGGGAAGACGGAGGUUCAUAAAAUAGUGAACAGUUUCCUGUGUUUGGUGCCAGAUGAGGCAAAAUCUUCCUAUCAAGUUGAAGGCACAGGCUAUGACACCUAUCUGAGAGAUGCACACAGACAGUUUCGGGACUACUGUGGAGUUUGUCAGAGAUGGGACUGGCGCAGCAGUCCUAAACCCUUUGAUAAGUGUAAUCUGGACGGCAGUUUUUUUGAGGGACACUUUCUCAAAGUUCUGUUUGACCGAAUGGGACGAAUCCUUGAUCAGCCAUAUGAUGUGAACCUGCAGGUGACGUCUGUGCUGUCUAAGCUGUCUCUGUUGCCUCACGCCCAUCUUCACGAGUAUCUUCUGGACCCGUACAUUAACCUGGCGCCAGGCUGCAGAUCUCUCUUCUCAGUCAUCGUCAGGGUGGUUGGAGAUCUGAUGUUAAGAACACACUGCAUCCCUGAGUUCACCCCUAAACUUCUGCUGGUGAGGAAGAGACUUCUGGGGCUUGAACCAGAAGGCAUGAGCAUUGAUCACACCACGUUGCUUGAGGGGGUCAUUGUUCUGGAGGAGUUCUGCAAAGAACUGGCAGCGAUCGCGUUUGUAAAGUUCCACGCGUCCACGUCCACUUCUCCUUGAUCCUCUCACGACUGUACAGGCAACACAAACUGAUACUCAAACAGACGAAGGGGGGAACGACAAAACCAAACCUCCCUCAUCCCUCAGCGCAGACUCCUGCCCGUCACAGGACUGCCAUUCAAGAACGUUUCACGUCUUCUCUCUGGGAGGUUUCAGUUUGGUGGCCGAGCUCGCUGUUCUGAGACAGACGCAGCGGAGGAGAACUGCUUUUCAAAAUAAGAAUGAAAUAUAAUCCUCACAGGACAGUCCAGCUAGAGAUGGGUGAGAGAUUUCUGGAGCAUAAAGAGAAAUGAUAUAACUAAAGUAAUGUUAAGCCAAAAAAUGAGGUCUAGAAGUAGGAAAACAAAUCUACUUAAUUCGAUUCUAGUAAUGAAAAAAACAAGAAGUUAAAAAAUGACGUGUUAAAUUAAAUAUUUAAUUAAUAUUAUUUGUCGUUAACAGUAUCUAAGAUACUGUCGUCUCUGUUCUUCUGAGAUGAAGUCAUUAGUACUGACACGAGUGUCAAAUGCAACCAAUUUAUUUGUGAUGUAAAAUGACAAUAACUCAGGAUUCAAAACUGUUUUUAAACGAUUGGAGAAUCAGAAAGCGUUUUAAGCUCGUCCUCUCGGUUUCAUUAUAGUGUUGAUUUCCGCUGUUACUCUUUUAAUCCGAAUGAAAUGCAGUGUGGACUCGGAAUUCAAUUUCGCAGAGAGCUGUUCAUCCUUUAUGUUUUUGACAGUAUUCCUAAACCAUUUUUUGUUUUGUGUGUGCCUUGGUCUCAGCUAGACUGUAGCUGUGCCCUUCAUCCUGUAUCAUCGUGUAUUUGUUAUUACUUUAAAAUUACAAGGAAUAGUUCACCAAUCUUCACCCUUACGCUUUUUCAAACCUGUAUUUUCUUUCUUCUAUGAAAGGUGAAAGGUGUUAUUCAGAAUAUCUCGGUGCUGUUUUAUAUUCAAGGUCAAGCUCGAAAAGCAUUAUACUGGUAUUUUAAAAGUAGUUCCUACUAUGAACCUGAAACUAUACGAUUUGAGAAUCAGACUGAAAUAUAUAAUCUUUCCCUAUUCUUUUUGAGCUUGACAGUAUAAAUAAUGAUUUACUUCUUGCUCGGACAUUCAGCCUAACAUAUCGAAAUAAAAAACACUGGUUUGGAACAACGUGAGGGUCAUUGAAGAAUGACAACAUUUUUAUUUGUGUACACUGUUGCUUUAAAAGUUGAUCCAUCUCGAGAUGGUCAGCUGGAGUUUAGCUGCUUUAGCAUUAUGCAUUUACAUUAUCGGACCGUGUGGAAUUAUACCAGCAAUAGUGUUAUUCAUCAAGCGGCUCUCUGCUCUUUGGAAAGGGACAGACUGUUCUAAAUGCACACUGUGUACAUUUGGCAAAGACGGGGCACAGCUUGAAAUAUGUGUUCUUGUUCUCUGUUUUUUUUAAGAGAGCUGGCUUCCUGGGCCUUCUCAAAAUAACUUGACAUUGUGGCUUUUACGUAACGCUCUUUACAGGGUUUAAAAUGUUUGGUAACAUUUUUCUUAAACUUUCAAACAUUAGCUUGCAUUUUCCAUCCACAACAUAAGUGUUUAAAACAUGUUAUGGUUUGCAUUUACAGACGCAGAAGUUGCACAAUAGUGUAUAUUAAAUUUGUUCAGUUUGUUCAUGUGCAAAAACUAAAUGUCUGUCUUUCAGUUUUCUUUAUAAACCAAAGGAGCAACGGAGGAGAAGCGUGUUUUUUUUAUUCUUGAUCAUGCACAUUUUAUACCGAGUUCUGAACUGUGUAUAUACAGAUGUACAGUUAUAACCGUAGUCAUGUCUGGUGUGAAGUGCAUGCGUGAGUUUAUAUGUUAAUAUGCAGAAAGAAUAUGACAGUCUUCUUUUGUUGCCUAUUUAUGGGGAUAUUUCUAAUGCCUUAUAUUUAAAGCAGUCCUGUCCUGAUUGUAUUAGCGCUGCGUUUCUUAUUUGGAGCUAUGUUGUAAGGAAAUGUAUUGGUUAGAAAAGAUACUGGGCUUUCUCAUGUGAAAGUGUCUAUAGUUUAGGUUUCUAUGAAUUUCAUCUGCUUUCAUUGUUCUGCUAAACUGAUUUCUUCUCUUCACUUGUACAGCUGAUGCUCACCCAUUUGUCAGACGUAUUGAAUUUAUGUACUGUAUCACUGCCAGGGUUUCACAAUAUGACACAAUUUAGAUGAUCAAGGUGUUAAACAGGCAUCAUUUGAGGGGUGAGAUUUGCCAUGUGAUAUCAUUUGCUUGGUUUUGUUGAGACUGUAAACCUCCUCCGAGAGAUUUGCUCUGUCCUGUGGCUUUCACUCCGUCCCUAUUAAAACAUUCGCUUUCUUCAGA